CGGCAUUGUAGUAAUCGACACGCUGCGAGUAACAUCAAUACUAGUCUCGCAGCUAUUAAACUUUGAUUGAUAUCAGGAUUUUAGAUCUUUAUUAUACAUACGGAGCUAGUGUAGAAACUGGACAUUAUGAAUUCUUCAGUAGAAGCUCAGCGAUUAAUCGCACUUUCCUUGGGAAAGAUCACGAUGUCCCGUCAACAGCGUGGUGGGAUAAACUUGCAUAGGAACUUACUAGUUGCGAGUGUGUUGCAUAAAGCUCGGACAACGUAUAUGAUGGAUAACUUCCAGACUUUACUGGCCAACAAACGGGCCCAGGCGGAGAGGGAAGCAGCCGCUAAAAUGAUCGUAGAAACCCCGGUGGCGAAAUCAGAAGACACGACGUGCAGCGAAUCAAUGGAAAAAUCGUUUCAAACGCGUGGGGUCAUUGAAUACAAUAAACCUGCCGCGGAUGGGGCACCCAACGGGGGCCAGACGGAAAUCCGAAAUAAAGCCAAAAUGGACAAAGAAAAUAUUGUUCCGACUUAUGUAAACAAGGAGGAUAUGAAUAAUAAUACACCUUGUGAUAAAUCUGAAGAUCUCGAACAGAAAUCCUGCUCCAGAGACUUGACAAAUUCCACUCCGAUGGUUUUUGGUAAACAGCCAUUGUCAGCCAAUAACGGUUCUACUAAUUACGUCAGCCAAUUACCGUCGUGCAGGUGCGUAGGGAACAAAAGGCAACGAUCGGUCGUGAGUGAAUGUGAGUCAGCUACGGAGCCAAAGAAGCCUCGUUAUGAUGAUGAGGAUAGUAAAUAUUGUGACUCAGAGAGCGAGUAUGAGAGUGACUCAGGUGAACAUCAAAGAAUGCAGACUGAUUCAACACAGGUGACAAGUUUGGUGGACAUUUUCAGCACGGGAUUUAACGGUUUGUGUAAAGACAAUGAGCUCAAGCAGCCCUCGGGACAGAUUAACGUGUACGUGAGUGCGGACCGCCCGGUGUCUGGACACCAGUAUGUGUUGACGGACAUGAGCUGUGGGACCCAGUUAAAGGACAGUGUAGCCAUACCCACUGGCAUCGCGCUAGCUGUUUGAGUUUGCGGAACUAUUUCAUUCAGGGAUUUACAGUUGUAUUAUAUAAUAACUUAUAUAAAAUGUGAGGGAUCUUAAUAGAGUUUUGUCAUGAAAUGAACAAAAUCUUUUAUAACCCAUUUUGUGAAAAAAAUCUCCAUCAUAGAUGUGCAAUCUAGAGAAUACUUCAAAUGUGUACAGCAUAAUGAUAAAUGGUUUACAGUGGUACAUAACUUAUAUUGUUUACAAAUUAUUUGGAACUAGAUUGAAUGUUAUAUAAACGCCACUAUGUGAUAUUCAAACAUGACAACUUCCGUUGUUUACAUCCUGCCAUUUAAUCGAGCGGAUAUGCUAAUUAAUACGCCUUUUGCUAACAUAACGUACUUCUUUUUUGUAUGACAUUACUAGGCGUUUACAUAAACUGUACGCCCCCAUUACGUCAUUUACCAUAAUUGGCAGGUGACCUAAUUCGCCUUUCAUUAUUAAUCAUGUGUCACUUUCAUUAGAAAUUUGUAACCACUGGGGUUUUAUGAAUUGUUUUAUCAAAUAAUUAACUUUUGGUUUCACGUUUUAUCAGCUGUUGUUUAUUGAUUGUAUAGAUUGUGUUUCACACCUUUCUUUGUUUCAAUCGAAACAGGACAUGGCCUAAAGCCAUUUUACUUCUUUAUUUUGAUAAAUCUUAUCAGAUUGUUAUUUUAUAUAAACACGAUUAAGCAUAUUUUAAAUUCUAACACCUUUUAAACUUUAAUAACGUAUCAAGUUAUUUUUAUUUUUGCACACUGUUAUCUUAAGGCGUUUAAUCAUGGAAUAUUUUCUUUGUUGAAUGAAAUCUGGGUCAAAUCUUAUCUUAACAAGAAAUAAGUUACAACAUGUCAGGAUUGUUAUGUCAUCCAGCCAUGCGUGUGACGUUCAACUCAUGUCAUGAAAUAAUUGGUUAUAAUCUAAUUAACGUUGGCUACGAAUAAUUAUGGUAACUUAAAAUUAUGUUUACUGUUAUCAACAGUUACACAAGCAGGUUCAAUCCGGUUUCACGGAGGAUUUAAUCCGGUCAACUUGAGAGAAGCUGCUUAUAACUGGUCUCCUGCUAAUUAUAUCCGUUGUUAUAAUUAUAGACAUGUUUUUUUUUUUCUCUGAACUGUCAACAACAAGCCCAUGUCUUAUUACUAUAGUAACAAGUUUGUAUUGGACUUUGAACACAAAUAUCGGGCGGGGAGUGGUAGUUUUCCACUCCUGUCGGUGCGAGGCUGGUGCUGGUAUUGAUUUCCCUCAUUAAAUCUGUUAAGAAGUCACUAGUAGCAGUAUUUUAUUCGGGCUAUCGUUGAUUCAUUGAAAGAAAUCAAAUACGCGUGACAUGACGCGACUACAUUUCUUUGUUAGAUCUCUUGUCAAUAGACGAAUCAUCCGGGCCCGGCCUUGUCAGUGUGUGUGUAUCCAUGGUAUUAAGGAAAUUUGUUUUGUUUAUUGUAGGAGUGCAGAUACACUUUCUCGUUCAGUUUUGUUAUAUCGAUUAUGUCUACGGUCUUAUAAGGCAAUUGCUUUGUACUUUUAUUGAUUUGUCUGGGUCGAGUUUAAACCAGUUUUUGAGUUAAGCAAGAUUAUUAGGUGCUUACUUAAUAGUCGCCAUCCUAUUAGUUGACUGUUCGGUAAAGUCACACACUUUGAUGACUAUCCUUGAUUAAUAAUUAACCACAUGUCUUAAUCCUAUUUAAAGGUCAACUUUGUAAACAAGUCAUGUAAGUGCAACAGUUAUACCAAAGGUUAAGAACUUUGAGACUUGAGUGUUUUUGUAAUUUUAAGCAUUAUUUUGUGUUGACGCUGUUUGACUUGACUUUGACAGGUUAGAUUAAAGAAUUAAGGCAUGUGUUAUGCAAAUGAGAUUUUUAGAAUGGGUCAUUUCAGUUAUGAAAUAAUAUGAGUGAUUGUCCUAUCGAAUGAAUGAAUGAAUGAACAUGUUUAUAUUCAUUCAAAUGAGCAAAUGUUAUUUAUUUGAACAAUAUUUUGAAAUGACUGAUAUAUUGUGAAAGACUUUGUGAAUGAUGUUUGUAUAUCACUAGUAUGUUGUGACAUUGCUAUUGUAUCAUGUCUCAUAAAUAUGACUGUAUAUAGAUAUGUAUAUAUAUAAAUUGUACUUGAACAAUGUUUAUGAUCAUGCAUGGAAAGAACCAUGCCAUGAAAAGAAAAAAGUUAUAGAAAAAAAACAAUUAAAGAAAAAAUAAAAAAAUCCUGAAAAUAUA
Mya arenaria is the source of this 3275-nucleotide messenger RNA. Its product is annotated as immediate early response gene 5-like protein. Bases 127 to 1065 code for a protein of 312 amino acids. The record is from RefSeq and is a predicted model, not a curated record. The transcript has a single exon. Lineage: Eukaryota; Metazoa; Mollusca; Bivalvia; Myida; Myidae.